This is a messenger RNA of Pelodiscus sinensis (Chinese soft-shelled turtle), 866 nucleotides long. Lineage: Eukaryota; Metazoa; Chordata; Testudines; Trionychidae. The record is from RefSeq and is a predicted model, not a curated record.
UGCGCCGUUUGCCAUUGGCGAGGGGGGCCAGAGGCGGGCCCCGGGGCCACGCCCGGUUCACUGACUCACUUGCACAAGCCCAGGCUGCACUUCUCCUUUUCAAAUGUCACCACUUCCCCACCCUGCUCUGACAGGGCUGCUCAGGGCAGCCCUCGCCUUCUGCACAGCUUCUGGGGACCUCAGCUGGAGCAUGGCCGCACACCCUCAGCUGGCCCGGCCUGCGGAGACGUUGCCCAGGCUGCAGCCAGGGCUGGGUCCGCUGCGCCUCAGCCUGGCCCUGCCAUCCCCAUGAAGCUGAGGACACGGCUCCCCCGGGGCAAAGGCACCGCUUCUCCCUCCAGCUCGCCGGCCAGGGCCCGUCUCUGAUGCGGGCCAUGUCGCUAGCCGCCCACCCCGCCGAGCUGGGGUUUGAAUUUGCCAGCAGCAGCUUGGAGGAGAUAUCCCAGCUCGAUGGCCCGCUGGCGUUCCCAGCCCCGCUGGAGGAGCCGCUGCGCUGCGCAGACCUGCUGUACGUGUAUUCGGGGCUGGAUGUGGAUGAGGCGCCUCGGGGGAUCAUGGCGGACGCGCUGCUGGAGAGCCCCGAGCUGCAGCUGGUCGGGGACGGUGUCCCGGUGCCUGGUGGGUCACAGGAGGGUGACGCCGAGCAGCCGUUACCCCCCAUGGCAGCUGGUGAGGGCCUGCUCUGGGUAGAGUCACCCAACAACAUCUUGGAUGAGACGCGCCUGCUUGGAGGCAUUAGGGCUUCCCUGGACACAGGGGAAGCCAGCGGCCUGCACGGGUGUGGGGAGGAGGAGACUCUGGGGACGGGCUCCCCCAGGGAGCAGCCAGGGAAGCCGCCCAGGAGGAAAGGUAAGCGGGUCCCCUAA